AUGUUGUAUCCUAAGCUUGUUAUAACCUCUACAAUUGCCUAUAUAUUCCACUUGGAGAGGCAACACAAAGACUUUACUGGCCGACACUUAUUUUUCCCUGCUAACCUGUCUAUUGAGAGGCUCAAUACCCAAAGUGUCGAGCCCAAAGGCAGACCAGUUGGUGGCACCGAGUAUAGCCGGUGCCAAGCGGUGCCUGGUGGCACCGGCAUAGCCGUACUUGCUCUCCUUUCCUCCAAAGCCCCAAACAUUUCACAUCUCCAAACUGCAAUCCACAAACUCCAAAACUCACACCCAAUUCUCAAGUCUAGACUCAAUUCCAACACUACUACAAACACAAUCUCUUUCAUCACAUCUCCUACACCAUUUAAUUUGUUCAAAACAAAGUAUAUUGUGGUGUUCCGGCUUCACGUUUCAGCUUGUGACCGCACCACCGCGGUGUCACUGCUGAGAGAGUUGCUGGAGUUGAUGAGUGAAGAAGUUGGAGGAGGGUUAACGGGAAAUAAUAAAGUGGAGGUUAGUUUGAAAAUUGAGGAUCUUAUUCCUAAUGGGAAGGCUAAGAAGCCUUUGUGGUCACGUGGGGUGGACAUGCUUAGUUACUCUGUUAGUUCUCUAAGGCUCACAAAUCUGAAAUUUAAAGAUACAAGGUCACCUAGAUCGUCUCAGGUGGUGAGGCUACAAAUGAACCAAAAUGAGACUGAGAAAAUUCUUGCUGGAUGCAAAUCAAGAGGGAUCAAGCUAUGUGGGGCAUUGGUAGUUGCUGGAUUGAUUGCUGCAUAUAGCUCUAAACGUCGACUUGAUAAUCAACGAAAGAAGUAUGGGGUGGUGACUCUCACUGAUUGUCGUUCCAUUCUUGAUCCAGCUCUCUCCAAUCGCCAUUUUGGAUUCUACCACUUCAUCAAAGGAGGAGAAAAGCUAUGGGAGCUGGCUCAAAAAACCUAUAUGGCAUUUGCAAACUCUUAG
This is a messenger RNA of Quercus robur (English oak), 960 nucleotides long. RefSeq lists its product as uncharacterized. Lineage: Eukaryota; Viridiplantae; Streptophyta; Magnoliopsida; Fagales; Fagaceae. Bases 1 to 960 code for a protein of 319 amino acids. The record is from RefSeq and is a predicted model, not a curated record. The transcript has 4 exons.